AUGGCAGAUACCGAGAACGAAAAAUCAGAUCUUAACUUAGAUGACAAAGCUUAUUGGAGAAUCAUUAGUUGCAUUCGUCAACAUAAAGAAAUAAUCGAUUUCGUCGAUCGUAUCGAAUCUAUAUAUUCAACGUAUUUUUUCCUUCAAUUAGGUUACAAUAUGAUUAAUAUGAGCAUUACGGGUACACAGAUAGUAUUAUACGCUGAUGAAAUGUUCGAAUUUAUUAGAUUAAUGCUAUUAGCGUUAGCUCAACUUCUUCAUCUGUUUUUCGAAUGUUGGCAAGCACAGCAACUAAUAGAUCAUAGUGCUCUAAUACACGAAUCUAUAUGCAAAGCUGCUUGGUAUAGAACCUCGGUGAAAUCAAAGAAGUUGAUUGGAAUAAUGUUAAUAAAAACUUUGGAGACUUCAAAACUCACGGCUGGUAAACUGCUCGUCUUAUGUUUCGAAUGUUUUGCCGCGGUCGUUAAUAAAUCAGUAUCAUAUUUUACGAUUCUUCGAACAAUGCAAUGAAAGAUAAACCUUAUGAUUCAAUGCUGGAUAAACUAAAAAAAGAAUAAUCAUGGUUAUGUAAUUAUGGUUGUCUUGAAAAUAUUAUAAAUGACAUUUUUGUUAGUUUAAUCGUAUAUCGAUCUUGUAAUAGAACUUAUAUUUUAAUAAAUAAUAACUAUA
This is a messenger RNA of Vespula vulgaris, 669 nucleotides long. Its product is annotated as odorant receptor 83a-like. The record is from RefSeq and is a predicted model, not a curated record. Lineage: Eukaryota; Metazoa; Arthropoda; Insecta; Hymenoptera; Vespidae. Gene Ontology annotation, molecular function: odorant binding; olfactory receptor activity. Gene Ontology annotation, cellular component: plasma membrane. The transcript is spliced from 5 exons. The coding region runs from base 1 to 510 and encodes 169 amino acids. Gene Ontology annotation, biological process: sensory perception of smell; detection of chemical stimulus involved in sensory perception of smell.